This is a messenger RNA of Periophthalmus magnuspinnatus, 3141 nucleotides long. RefSeq names its product fibronectin type III domain containing 5a (gene fndc5a). The record is from RefSeq and is a predicted model, not a curated record. The coding region runs from base 241 to 996 and encodes 251 amino acids. Lineage: Eukaryota; Metazoa; Chordata; Actinopteri; Gobiiformes; Gobiidae. The transcript has 6 exons. Gene Ontology annotation, molecular function: protein binding.
AGCAGCACAGAGACAGGGAUCGUAGAGGGAUACAUCGAAAGCUGUGGAGGCUUAGGAGGCUGCUCGCUCGCUUAAAUUUCCCCAAAAAAUAAUAACAAAACCCGCGAUGACGACUGCCUAUCUGCUGUUUGAAUGAGUAAGCGCUGGUCCGUGCGUGCUGCUGACAGAAAACCGCCCCCUCCAGACACUUCCAGGCUGCAACAUACAGUCGGUGGAGAGAGGCAGACGACGCGGACGUGAAUGCCGAGCGCCGCACCAUCACAGCGGCACCUGGACUACUGUUGGCCGGCGGAGGAGCACCCACAUCCCCCGGAGAGAGUAAAUGGGACCGCACGUAGCGCCAACAUGGACAGAAUUUUCCGACUGCUCGUCCUCAGCUGUCUCGGCGUCUCCCCUGUCUCCGCGGAUAGCCUGUCGCCUCCUGUCAAUGUGACCGUGAGAGAGGUGCGAGCCCGGUUUGCUGUGGUCACAUGGGACAUCCCCGACGGAGACAACGUGAUCGGGUUUGCCAUCACACAGCAGAAGAAGGACGUGCGCAUGCUCCGGUUCAUCCAGGAAGUCAACACGACCACUCGCUCCUGUGCAUUAUGGGACUUGGAGGAGGAGACCGACUACAUUGUGCAUGUCCAGUCCAUCAGCAUGUCUGGUAUGAGCCCGCACAGCGAACCUUUACGCUUCAGGACGCCCAAAGACACGGACACUCAGGCCUCUAAGAGCAAAGACGAAGUAACCAUGGAGGAGGUGGGUCAGGCCACACAGCUCCGAGCGGGAGAACUCAUAAUCAUUGUGGUGGUUCUGAUCAUGUGGGCAGGUGUCAUCGCUCUGUUCUGUCGCCAGUACGACAUCAUCAAAGACAACGAGCCCAACAACAACAAGGACAAAGCCAAAAACUCCUCAGAGUGCAGUACUCCUGAACAUCCAACAGGGGGUCUGCUGCGCAGUAAGUUUGCCAAGAACAACAACAGGAUGCCAUCCGUCAACAUCAUCGAGGUGUGACUGCCACAGACUGCAGCCUUCUGCUUGUGGUGAUAAGGCAUGUGUCCUCUCUCCUCUGUCCCGGACAGAAAGGUGCUCCUGGGUCAGCCUCACUGUCUGCAGGUCAGGGGCCUGCUACGACUCCAGAGGCCUGUGUGCUGCGGGAUAUGUAGCCCAGACUGGACACCCCAGGGACCAGAGCUGAUACACACAGAGCCUCCUUAUGUCACUGUACGUUAGAAUAGUGGUCUUAACACUGCACCUGUUUGUUGAAUGUCAGCAAUGCUCAUCAUUUAAGUGUUUUACUGUAGUUAUUAAAAAGGUGCCAUCAGAAUCAGUAUUAUGGUUCUAGUCUGCAGACAUCCUUUUAUUUGAAUUUCAUCCAGUGGGAUGUGCAGUUAAGUCCAGACGUUGUUUUAGACUGACUCUAAAAUUGUGUAGAAGAAGGUCCAUCAAAGGUGGUGUGCAUCCUGCUGUUGAACUCUGAAAGACUCACUACAAUGUAACAUUCCAAGUCCUGGAUGAGCCCUUUAUACUCCUGUGCAUUUCUUUGAAUAUACUGUGUCUAUAUUGGAAAACACACAUGGAGAGUUGUUAUUUAGUGCUGAACAUCCAAAGGGGCAGAUCCCUCAUAUCAGCAAUAACAGCCUUCGAUGGAGCCUGGAUCCUCGGCCGCCUCCUCUCAAGCAUGCACUGUUCAGUGUCCUGUGAGAGCAUGCAUGAGUGCGGACACACAAGCGCUGUUACCUUUUCCUGCUCUAGAACAAGGACAUACACUCGGCUUCAGAGCCCGAUUAUGACUUCUUGAACAGAUGAACAAAGGGCUUCUACUUUUCUCAGAACCAUUUGUGUAGCAACCACAACUACUGUAAAAGGGAUCAACUUUUGCCAUAUGGUACUGUACACUGUAAUAUGUGUAAAAUACUUACUUUAGACUUAGCUGGAUCAAUUAUUGAACUGUUUGGGCAUGAUGUGUUCAUGUUUUAAGCCUUGUUUUAUUUCAGUAGUAACUGCCUUAAUGUCUUGUUCUUUUACUAAGCAUUGUGCUUAAAAACAUAAUACUGUAUGUAAAUACUUUGUCAUUAUUUGUCAAUGGCAAUUUACGAUUUUGGGUGUAAUGGAAUGUCAUCAGAAUUGGUGAAAGUUUUGUAAAUGCUAAUUUGGAAAAAAGUUGCCAGCUAUCAGUAAUAAUGUAAUAUUUUUCAUCACCAAGACCUUUACAUGGAUGUCACAAAGAGUCUGUCAACAUUAAUGAUGAAGUAGAGGCAGUCAAGAGAAAUACUUGGUUGUGUGAGUUGGGGAGAAUGACUAAUGCAGUGACAGCCUUUUAUCACUCUGCCUUCACUUCCCCUCUUACUAGAAGUGUAAAAUACUUCAGAUUGUGUCCCUAAUAAAAAUGAUCAUUACUGUGAAUAAUUAAUAUGCCUAACUACAGUAGCUGAUUUGAAUUUUAGUAAUACAUUGGAUACAUCCAACAGAUGUAUACAAACACACAAAUUCAGCUCAAAAUGACCUUUAGUGAACAUGAAAUACCCAACAUUCAUUCUGUAUCAAGUGAGAACAACGUAACCCUGGAUUUGUGUGCUCUGGGUUGUACAAGAAUGUAAUAUAUUUAAAUGAUUGAGUAAAUUUAAAAUGUAGUCUUUACAUGUGUAUCAGAUGAGUUUUCCAUGUCAUGGCCAACAGCCAAUAGAGCAGGGGAUUGUGUCGUCACAAUUUGAGAAUUUUUAGUGUGCCUAAUGUUUAACCAAUCUAGAUUUUAAGAUAUUACUAAAGUUACUACUCAUUCAAAGUAUUCUGACAUUUUUUUUACACUGGUUUUGACAUUUGAUCCUGAGCUCUAUAGAUUUAGAACUUAUAUAUAAAUUAACAAAUGCAUUCUGAGCAAACAUACCACUUUUAACCACAGCCUUGGAUAUGGAGUCUUAUGUUAAGUGUAAACAAUGUAGAGACUGGAUACCUUGUCUUAAUAAACAUGUUAUUCGUUUACUACACAGCAUGGAGUGGAAAAGUUAACAGUGAAAUGUGUAUUUUUAUUAUGUACAGCAGUCAUUGACUAAUGAGGGCUAGCAUGGUUUUACUAUUAUGCACAAGGUUACACAGUUUCAGUUCUGAAGAAAACAGUGUAUGCUUCCUUGUGCAUGCUUCAAUAAAAUGAUUUUCCAC